Messenger RNA from Tachysurus fulvidraco (yellow catfish), 1490 nucleotides. Its product is annotated as protein mono-ADP-ribosyltransferase PARP11-like. The record is from RefSeq and is a predicted model, not a curated record. Bases 309 to 1235 code for a protein of 308 amino acids. NCBI's taxonomy places the organism in Eukaryota, Metazoa, Chordata, Actinopteri, Siluriformes, Bagridae. Gene Ontology annotation, molecular function: NAD+ poly-ADP-ribosyltransferase activity. The transcript is spliced from 7 exons.
UAGAUAGAUAGAUAGAUAGAUAGAUAGAUAGAUAGAUAGAUAGAUAGAUAGAUAGAUAGAUAGAUAGAAGCUGCAGACUAUGAACUCUGGUUGUAAAAAUUUGUGUAUAUCUAGAAAAGUGAAGUUGUUAAGGGAAACAAUAACCUCUAUUACAAUGACACAGUUUGGGCUGGAAAACACACAGGUGACGCUUCAAUAAAUGUUCCCUCCCUUCAGAAGGAGUGUCUGUUUGUUCCUUUGGUUUUUACAUAGGUCAUGUUAAGUUGGUCCAACUGCAUCAACAAGGAAUCUUCUAUUUAAUUGCCAUCAUGUAUGGUGGUUGGAAGGUAGGGUAUGAUGACACUGAACAUAUGGACACUUCUGGAUAUUCCUGGCACUAUGAAGCGGAGUGUGGCAUUUGGCACAGAACUGAGGAUGAUCCAAUAAACCCAAUCAGCAGCUCAGAUUUGGAAAGGCUUUACUUUAACAACCCAUAUGGAAAUAUUAAUAUCAGCACAGCAGGAAGCAACUUCAGAAUUGAUUUUAUUGAGAGACUGAAGAUCAACCUAAGGACAGGGCAGAAGCAAAAACUAAAGCGGUCUAUAUUCACUGAGCGUAUGAUCAGAUGCAAAUGUGCAGACAAGCCUCCAUCUGUACCUGCGCACUGGGAGGAAAUGGAUCCUAAAGUACCUUAUCAGGCUUUUACUGUGAACAGGCAAUCAAGUGAGUUUGAGGAAGUGGAGAGAUACGUGCGAGACAUUGGCCUACUCAAGGAACCCCUGAAGUUUAUCUACAGAAUACAGAAUGUUGACCUCUGGGAGCUGUAUUGCAAGAAAAAAUCCCAGCUGAUGAAGAUAAAAGGUCAGUCAGACAUUGAAGAACGAAUGCUCUUCCACGGCACAAGCAAAAACAAUUUGCAUAAUAUUUGCUUGUACAAUUUUGACUUCAGGCUGUCUAACUCAAAACGGAAUGGUCACACUUGGGGAAAAGGUACAUACUUUGCCGUACAUGCAGCCUAUGCAGACUGCUACAGUAAAGCUCAUAGCCAACAAGGUGACAACACACGUAUCAUGUUCCUCGCACGUGUGAUUGUUGGGAAGUCCACACUUGGAAGUCCGGAUUUCUACAGACCUGAUGGUGAUCAAAAUGAAAAUAUACAUGACAGCUGCGUUGACAAUACAUUAUAUCCUAGGAUUUUUGUUGUCUUUGAUUCUAACCAGAUAUAUCCUGAGUAUGUGCUGGAGUAUGGAGGGUAAUAGGGUGAGAAAAUGAUUGUGGAAGACAGAGACAUUAUUGGUCUGUUGAUUUUGGGCUAUAGAAGGUAGGAACAAAUUUUUGUCAUUUAGCUUUAUUUAGCUUCUGUUAAAGUUUAAUAGAAUACAUAAUAGUGUUGGAGACACUAAUAAUACAUAAGUGAAUAUUGUAGACUUAAAGACAAUUUUUAUGGCAUAGUUACUAUACAUUUCUUACUCACAAAGAUCUAGAUAAGAAGCUAUCAUGACUGAAUAGCA